Molecule: messenger RNA, 453 nt
Organism: Aspergillus costaricaensis CBS 115574
Lineage: Eukaryota; Fungi; Ascomycota; Eurotiomycetes; Eurotiales; Aspergillaceae
Exons: 3
Source: RefSeq, a predicted model, not a curated record
AUGUCGUAUCGGAAGGUUUCGCCUUUGGACCCGGUUGAUUGUAAGGAGGAGCUUGAGUUGGUGGGGGAGUUGGAGGAUAAGGUCAGUGGUUUACAGAGGGAGAUGGAGCAGCCUCUAGUGGUGGCGAGGAAGGAGAUGGAGGCGAUAACGGAGGAGGGGAAGAGGGAGGUGAAAAUGCUGGUAACGACGGCGGUUCAGGAACUGGACCAAAUGAUGCUGUUUGUGAGUGUUCGCCCUCAUAUGAAAUAUACCCGUUAUGGAACCGGUGCGAACAAUGACCUUGGCAGGGAUUCCCCCUACCUCAAUAUUGCGGAAUGUAUUCACCAGUGCUCCCAACUACCCAAGUGUAGGAUGGUAUACUUCCAUAAAGGUCUCCGCACUUGUUUCUUUGCGACCAGACCAGGAACUUUGAGUGGACGUGCUCCCGAUUAUGACGCUGCCUGGUUCUUGGGU